Molecule: messenger RNA, 688 nt
Organism: Anguilla anguilla (European eel)
Lineage: Eukaryota; Metazoa; Chordata; Actinopteri; Anguilliformes; Anguillidae
Product: myelin-associated glycoprotein-like
Exons: 3
Coding region: 78-614 (178 amino acids)
Source: RefSeq, a predicted model, not a curated record
CCUGAGAUAAACUUGUGUAAUAUUCCCCAGGGUGUAAGUGCUGUUUCCUAACUUCAGUUCCUCUGCUCCUCAGAGACAUGAUUGAAGCAGAGAGGUUCAUCCUCAUUGGCUGCCUGCUGCAAGGUGCCCUGGGGAGAAAGUUUGAAGUCUGGAUGCCUCAGAGUAUAGAAGCUCUAAGCGGAUCCUGUGUGCUGAUUCCCUGCAGAUUUGAUAUAGACUAUAAAUAUGACAAUGACCUGACAGCUAAGGCUAUAGGUUUCUGGAGAAAAAGAUUACCCUAUGGAAAAAUUGUUUUUAAUUCCAGCAGACCUGACAAAAAAAUUAAAGGAACAUUAAUUGGAAAACUGGAGGAGAAGAACUGCACCACAAUCCUGAAUCGCUUCCUUUUGUCUCACACUGAUACUUAUUUCUUCAGAUUGGAAUCCCAGACUCCUCUCAUGUAUGUUUUUCCUACAGGUGUCAAAAUUAACGUACAAGACUCUCCACCCAAACCCAAGAUAACCCCAGAGAGGGUGGAGGUGAUGGAGGGGACCUCUGUGAGUUUGAGCUGCUUCUGCUGUAGCCCCCUGUCCCAAACUCCCCCCAAAUCUGACAUGGACCCCCAGGCUGAGUGACAGUAUGGAUCACCUGCAAGAGAAUGAGGAUCGAACCAAAUCGGUGUCUUCUGUUCUGACCUUCACUGCUUCCC